AUGGUGAAACAAGUACAUCACGAGCAUUGGGCUAAAUAUGGUUGCUCAAUCAUGUCAGAUGGAUGGAGAGACUCGGUUGCACACAAAGACAUUAUCAACUUUUUAGUCAAUUCUCCAAAAGGGUCAGUUUUUAUCAAAUCAAUUGAUGCUUCGGACAUUGUGAAGAAUACCGAACAAUUGUUUAUUAUGCUUGAUGAUAUGGUUGAGGAGGUUGGUGAGAAAAAUGUCGUUCAGGUGGUAACCGACAAUGCUUCUGCAUAUGUAGCAGCAGGUGAUGAAACGUGUUGUAAACAUGAUGAGGAAGUUUACCGGGAAAAGAGAGUUGGUGAGACCCGCGAUAACCAGAUUUCCACCGCUUACAUCACUCUUCGUUCAAUACAAGUUCAAAAGGCAAACCUUAGAAAGAUGUUUACUUCUGAUGAAUGGAGGAAGAGUAAAUACUCAAAAGAGCAUAGCGGUAAAAGAGUCGCAUCCAUUGUUUUGAUGCCUACCUUUUGGAGUACAAUUGUGUAUAUCCUUAAGAUGAUGGGUCCUCUCAUAAAAGUGCUUAGGUUAGUUGAUGGUGAAAAAAGGCCGGCCAUAGGCUAUGUAUAUGAGGUCAUGGAUAGGGCAAAAGAAGCAAUUGCAAACUCCUUUAAUAAUGUAGAGGACAAGUACAAAGAUGUGUUUGCAAUUAUUGACAAAAGGUGGGAAUGUCAACUCCAUCAACCAUUACACGCUGCCGGGUGUUAUUUGAAUCCUCAGUUAUUCAACUUAAAUCCCCAAAUUCAAGAGGAUAAGGAGGUGAUGAUCGGGUUGCUUAAAUGCAUUGAGAGAUUAGUGCCGAGUGUUGUUGAUCAAGGUAAAAUAGAGGACCAAUUGUCACUUUAUAGGAACGCCGAAGCCGAGUGGUGGGCUUAUUUUGGCAAUGAUGCACCGAAAUUAAAAAAACUUCAUAACAAAAGAAGAAACCGACUUGCGCAAACUCAGCUCAAUAAUUUAGUCUAUGUGAAAUAUAAUCGAGCGUUAAAGCGGCGUUAUAAUCAUCGUGAUGUCAUUGAUCCAAUCUCUUUGGAUGACAUUGAUGAAAGUAACGAAUGGUUGCUUGGUAGAAUGGAUGAGGAUGAAGAAGAAAAUGAAGAUUAUGUGUUUGAUGAUGACGAUUUGACAUGGAAGGAUGUUGGUAUAGCUUCCGGAGCUUAUGAGCGUGACCAUAAUACUAGAAGAAAGAAAGUUGCUAGUUCAAGCUCGAAAGGAAAGGAAAAAUCUAGACCACACCUUGUAGAUGAAGAUGAUGAUGAAGUUGUUAUGCUAGAGGAGAGUGACACUGAAGAAGAAGACAUUGGGGAUUUACUUGAUUAUGCUUGUUGA
Messenger RNA from Hibiscus syriacus, 1350 nucleotides. RefSeq lists its product as uncharacterized. The transcript has 5 exons. The coding region runs from base 1 to 1350 and encodes 449 amino acids. The record is from RefSeq and is a predicted model, not a curated record. NCBI's taxonomy places the organism in Eukaryota, Viridiplantae, Streptophyta, Magnoliopsida, Malvales, Malvaceae.